AUGAAUCGGUCAGCCCACAAGACCUGCUCGGCUGUUUCUGGAGCAGAGGCGAGACGUCUCAAGCAAGCCCCGACCGACAUCGCCAGGUCGCUGCCUCCCUUGUGGCAGCUGCGUGCAACCAUGCCGGUCCCCGUUGCCGCCAAAGUCGGCGUCGUCGCCCUCUCGGUCGCCGUUGCGGCUGCGAUAGCCGUCUACGAGUCCCCAGAGCUUCAGCGCAUGGCCGCAGACCUCCGCAGACGCAUCGCCAUCGCCCUCCACUCUUUUGGGGACAGCAUCAGCCCGGAACAGAGCGAGAACCUCUUCAACCGUCCCGAAGAUGCUGAAGGCUUUCUGAUGUCAAGGGGCCUCGGUCCUGGCUCUGGUGAGCAGGGCGUCGAUGCGGACGAAGAGACACGCCGACGACAAAGAGAGGAGCUCAUGUACUGGAAUGCAGUCAUGGAGGAGAAACGCAGAGAGAAAGAGCCUUAUGGAGCAGAGGCCGAAAAGGCGGCCGCCGAGCCCAGCCGCCCGGUCGGAGCGAUGCACCACCGUGGCUCCAGCUUUGACGACUUCCUUAGGCAGGACGAGAACGCCGAAAAGGGCACAUUCGUGGUGCACACAGGGUCCAUGCACCACGGGGCUGAAGGAAUGCUUCGUCGUCGCGGCGAUGGUGCUCGCGGCUUGAUCGCUUCUUCGACAUACAGCAAUCCUUUCCUCGACGAGCACGCCAUCGAUGAGCACGUUCUGCUUGAGAACAGCUUGGUCGACCCCAUCAAGGACGAAUACUCGGACAUUUACAGCGCUACCGAUAUCGGCGAGAAGGAUGUGCCUCUGAGCGCGACCCUGUCGCCUGCACGACUCGAUUCAGAAACACCUGCUCCCGUCAAGCAAGAGUCAGAGCCCGAAGCCGCGGCUGAACUUUUGGAAGCACCACAACCUCUGUCCAUGGCCUCGUCGGCUUUUUCGGAGAGAGAGCUCGGUCCCGACGAGUACGUCACGGCGGGACAAGACCGCGACGAGGCCGACCAGCACAACGAUGCCUACAGCUCUAUCCAGGCGUGGGCACAGACCUCCCACCCAGGCUUCUACUCGCCUCUGCCCGUCACACCUGCGGCUCCGAUCUCGGAGCCCGAGCUCAUCAGCGACGGCCAGCUCACGCCCACUGACACUGCAUCGCUUGCGGGCUCGGGAGUCGACAUUGUCAACGAUCUCGCCUCGGUCCGAUCCGGCAGCCAAAAUGCGAGGUACUACGAUGUCCUCAGCGAGGACGAGGGGAUUAUGACCCCUGCGAGCUGGAGCGAGGUUGGCAGCGUGGCUGGAGAGAGCGAGGGUGUGCCCGUUCAUGCUUGA
Molecule: messenger RNA, 1329 nt
Organism: Microdochium trichocladiopsis
Lineage: Eukaryota; Fungi; Ascomycota; Sordariomycetes; Xylariales; Microdochiaceae
Exons: 3
Coding region: 1-1329 (442 amino acids)
Source: RefSeq, a predicted model, not a curated record